This is a messenger RNA of Dichomitus squalens LYAD-421 SS1, 813 nucleotides long. RefSeq lists its product as uncharacterized. The transcript has 7 exons. NCBI's taxonomy places the organism in Eukaryota, Fungi, Basidiomycota, Agaricomycetes, Polyporales, Polyporaceae. The record is from RefSeq and is a predicted model, not a curated record. The coding region runs from base 1 to 813 and encodes 270 amino acids.
AUGGCAGCGCCGCCGAUGUACACCGCGAACCCGACGCAGGUCAUUGCUUUGAAUCUCCCGAUCAACCAGGCCCCAAACGACUCGGUCCCGUAUGAGCUCCAGAAAUACUACUCGAAAGACAUCUGGGCGGCCAGGCAGCGUGCUGUGCUCAUGAAGGGCUCUCGCUACCUGAAGCCCCGCUUCGAGAUCAUCUUCGCCGUUUUCAUGUUCCUCUCGAUGCUCGCCGUCCCGAUCGUCAUUUACUAUGUCGCCCUGCACACUCUUCCCGCGCACCUGACACAGGUCGGAGAGACCUUCAACGGCGAAAGGAUCUUCAACGACGACCGCGUAUGGGAGGCGCGCGCAGCGAGUGUCGGUGCGCUCGUCGGGCUGAUCCUCCUCGGCUGGGUCCCCUUAUUCAUCUGGAAGGCUCGCGGCAAGAGGCAGGUCAACCAGAUGCUUCGGAAGUUCAGCGUGGAGGACGCCGCUGUGGCUGGGCCUAGCGCUCAGGUUCCUCAGUGGUCGAUGAAGAUGCCGGGUAUUGGGAGCAAAGCUAUCCACCUCAUGAUCUCGUACCCCCGCCCGCCCAUGAGCUCACCGUUCCAGCUCGGCCUCCCUCCCUACCUCGUCAACCCGCCCAUGGAUCCCGCCGCCGCCGGUUACUACAUGCAGGCGAGCCACGCCCCCGGCCAGCCCCACCACGCGCCGGGCAACGCGAUGUCGGGCAUCCCGCUGUACAACGAGAACGAAGAGAAGAUCCCCGACUACAGCGGCCCGACGAACGACACGUACCUCCCGCACGAGAAGGAGCGCUUCGAAGACAUCAAGGUCUGA